Molecule: messenger RNA, 2160 nt
Organism: Sparassis crispa
Lineage: Eukaryota; Fungi; Basidiomycota; Agaricomycetes; Polyporales; Sparassidaceae
Exons: 18
Coding region: 1-2160 (719 amino acids)
Source: RefSeq, a predicted model, not a curated record
AUGGACGAACCUCUUUCCUCACCCGAACGUAAAUCGGUGAAAGUUACGUAUUCAGCGCGCCGAAAGAGGCGAAAUAGUGUUGCAAACUAUGCAGAAGAAUCUUCGGAGGAGUUCAAAGACGAUGAAGAUCUGAAGACUGAAGAGUCGGGAAAGGUGUCUGUCCAGAAGAAAGGGACCACAAAGACGGAUGGCCCCAAGAGCACUCCUAAGAAGGCCGAUGUAAUGCCGCCACCAGCGUCCACGAAGCGCCCUAAGGACGAUGCCACACCAGCGAAGAAGCCUGUCAGCAAGGCUAAGAGAAAGCCAGAUUCCUCAGUAUCUCCUGUAUCCAACGAAACGAAGUCUACACCGAACGGAAAGCCAGUAUCUGCAAUUGGUUCGAGAUUGACGAAGUUCCCGCAGACCCCACGCGCGCAAUCGCCCGACAGUAUGGCAGAUGAUCGCUCGUCGAUUGGAGAGUCAUCGAAACCCAGUUCCAGAGCGCGCAAGACAGAAGCGGAGCGCAAGGAAUUCCUCGAAAGCGACCCGUACUCUGGCGAAGUCGAACCUCAUCGCGUAUUCUGUACUGCAUGCAAGGAAUGGGUGCAGCUCAAUCCGAAACUACGAUAUAUCAUGCGUCUGUGGCUGGUGCACCGCAAAGAGUGUGGGAAGCAACUCGGCAAUGACGAGAAGAACGAGACCGAAUUGAAAUCUGAAGUUGCACCAGACGAAGAAGACGACAAUAUAUCCGUUACUCCGUCGGAGAAGAGUGGUACGAGGAGACGUGGGGCGACUGCAACGCCAAGUGCUCGAGUUGCCACAGCGGAGCGGAAACUCAAGCUUGUCAAUGACACACAAGUGAAGGCUUUCACUCCUCACACUGUGGAAUGCGCAUCGUGCAUGGCUACCGUGACACUCGAUGGAGAGAUCGAAUACGAUGUGACUGAAUGGGAGAAACAUAAACUCAUAUGCUCCGGCAUCUCUCCGCUUGUGCAGACUGCCGAAGACGCCCUGGUACCGCCUGCGAGUGUUACGGAGGGGCAAGACGCCACCAGGCCACCACCUUCCACUGCAUCGACCGAUGCCACAAUGAUCGAGGCGGAAGCAUCUCCUUCUCGUACCGGACAGAAGCGCUCCCGCGAGGACGACUCCGAAGACCAGAGACGUGAUGAUGGAGCAGAGCUGCACACAAUCUGGAAUGAUAUACUUCCGCGAACCUCCGCCGGGCCUAAACCGCACCGGCGUGGCGAGGCUCAAGUCAGCGAGCGUGCUUCGGGGGACUCCGACCCAAUUAUCCCCUCCCUCACCCGCGCUGCACCAGUCUGGCUGUGGCGUUCCCUCUUCUCUCUGUUCCCCCCCUCAUCCACUUACACGUCCCCCACACGACAUAUGGAGCUCGGAAAGCUACUGCUCCCUGAUGGUGGCCAAUACACCGCACAAAGACACGGACCCCCCUCCGAGGACACGUUCAGAAUCUCUGAAUUAUCAGGGCCGGCAACAACGGUUGUCGGCUCCCCGAAAAUGCCCACAAGCCAAUUCAGCUACGGCUUGACCCUGCUCGCCUCCCUCGCCGAGCACCACGAGGGCGGCACACACAACAUCGUGGCCGCCGACCUCGACGAGCCACCUGCACCGGAGAGUCCCCGCAAAAAGACAUGCUCGCUCUCCGACUCUUCCAAUGCUUCCUCAUCGGGCCGACGGCCGACGUCAGGCGAGAAGCGGCGGGAGAAGAAACUGCGCGAAGAUCGCAUGGCGAUCGUGCUCUCGCCUCAGAUGGUGCAGUGCCAGCGCUGCGGCGCAAAGAUCAAGCUCUCCUUAAAGAGCACGUACGACCCGUUCCACUGGCAGAAGCACAGGGAGCGCUGUCUUAAGCGUCCCGACGGCGUCGCCCGCUCGAUGAAAGCGGCGACAGAACAGCAUAAACCCGCGUGGCCCGCAGAAUCCAAGAUCCGCACAGCGUCCAAUGGGCGUGCGCCGUCCUCCCUAACACCGCCGCUUACUUCCGACGGGCUCGAGGACGACGAGCGCUCGAGCGAGGACAGCGCCGUGAAGCGCGAGUUCGCGUCGCCUCCCACGCUGCCGGAGCCCGAGCUCGCGCUGCACAAACCGGACGCGGCGUUCGAGGACUACCUCCUGCCACAGUUGGACAUGGGCGCAGCUCAAAGAGCCCAUCUGGAUUGA